AUGGAGCAAACAAAGGCCCUCAAUGCUCUCGAGCCUUUUCUCGCCCUCAGCAAGUCGGCCACUUCCCCACGAGCUGCAUCGGACUUGAUUGUGCAAGCCACCAGCGCACCAAACACUUAUGUAUUCGCCGAGCUACUACAGACGCCAAAUAUCCAGAAUCUCCGGACUUCAGAAGAGUAUGGCCCGUAUCUCACCCUGCUCGAGGUCUUUGCCUGGGGCACUUGGGCCGACUACAAGGCACAACCCAAUCUCCCCAAGCUCUCAGCCCAGCAACACCAGAAGCUCUUGCUUCUAUCCUUGCUACCCCUCUCUCACUCCCACACCACCCUUACCUACAAACACCUUAUGACGUCCCUCGAGCUGCCUACACCCCGCGCUCUUGAAGAGCUCAUUACCACCGCCAUCUAUUCUGGCCUCAUCACAGCAACCCUCGACCCCGCUCAUUCCCUCGUCUCCGUCACAUCCAUUUCGCCGUUACGGGAUCUCGCGCCCGGGUCCCUGCCCGCCCUCCAAAACACACUUCAGUCAUGGUCACAGCGAUGCGACUCUGCACUUGCCGAUCUCGAGGCCCAAGCUGCAAAGGUCAAACAAGAGGCAUUGGAUCGGGAAAAGCUACGCAGAAAGAAGGAGCGUGCGUUUGAAGCAGCCAUGCAGGCAACAGAUGAGAAGAACAAUGGCAAGCGGAAUCUCAUGGGCGAUGAUGCCAUGGAGAUUGACGACGAGGGUGGCAGUGGUAGAGUGACUAGGGGCAACAAGCGAGGGUCUGCCGGAUUUGGCUUACACUUGGGACGACGAUAG
Molecule: messenger RNA, 798 nt
Organism: Bipolaris oryzae ATCC 44560
Lineage: Eukaryota; Fungi; Ascomycota; Dothideomycetes; Pleosporales; Pleosporaceae
Exons: 2
Coding region: 1-798 (265 amino acids)
Cellular component (GO): COP9 signalosome
Source: RefSeq, a predicted model, not a curated record